Letharia lupina is the source of this 471-nucleotide messenger RNA. RefSeq lists its product as uncharacterized. The record is from RefSeq and is a predicted model, not a curated record. Lineage: Eukaryota; Fungi; Ascomycota; Lecanoromycetes; Lecanorales; Parmeliaceae. Bases 1 to 471 code for a protein of 156 amino acids. The transcript has 2 exons.
AUGAGAACCGCAGAUGGGCUCUUGUUCCUUGGCUGCAUAGAAUAUCACGUUCCCAACACUAUAACAACACUCUACUUCCACUUGGGCUUCCCUUGCAAGGAAGCGGGGGUGCAUAACACUAUCAACAGCGCUCGCAUUUACUGCGAGCAGAAGCUUGAACAAGGGGGCGACGGGCCGCUUCCCAAGAGUGAAGACCCUUUCCACGAGGACCUGGGCUACGGGGCUGCAAUUAACGUGGUUCCUUCUCGGCCGGACUACCGUCUUACCUGGGGCAUUCUGAAAGGUGCUAUGGAUGGCUUAUGGGAAUUCUUGGUGAUCGAGGGCCGAUACGUGGAGUCUGAGUUUGAUAUUUGCCAUGGAGCGUUGGGUUUGGUGGGCAGAGGCACGAUAAGAGAGGCGCCAGAGACAGGACUUGCACGGCAGAGCCGGAUGAGGGAAGCUACUAAUUCAUUCGGCACAUUGUUUACUUGA